This is a messenger RNA of Protobothrops mucrosquamatus (brown spotted pit viper), 527 nucleotides long. RefSeq names its product low-density lipoprotein receptor-related protein 6-like. The transcript is spliced from 3 exons. The record is from RefSeq and is a predicted model, not a curated record. NCBI's taxonomy places the organism in Eukaryota, Metazoa, Chordata, Lepidosauria, Squamata, Viperidae. The annotation marks the transcript as partial.
GAAUGUCCCGUGGUAAAUCUGUGAUCAGUUCACUUAGCAUCAUGGCAGGAAGCAGUGGCCCACCUUACGACAGAGCUCACGUCACGGGGGCGUCCUCCAGCAGCUCCUCAAGCAUCAAAGGGAUCUACUUCCCUCCAAUUUUGAACCCUCCUCCAUCACCAGCGACAGAGGACUCUCGCUACACAAUGGAAUUUGGCUAUUCGUCCAACAGCCCUUCUACGCACAGAUCGUACAGUUACAGGCCCUACAGCUACCGGCAUUUUGCACCUCCCACGACCCCGUGCAGCACCGACGUUUGUGACAGCGACUACGCACCCAGCCGUCGGAUGAUGACCACGGGGGGCAAAGGCUAUGCCAGCGACCUCAACUACGACUCUGAGCCCACGCCACCGCCCCCCACCCCGCGCAGCCAGUACUUGUCUGCAGAGGAAAACUGUGAAAGCUGCCCCCCCUCCCCGUACACCGAGCGGAGCUACACCCACCACCUCUACCCACCCCCACCGUCUCCUUGCACCGAUUCCUCGUGA